AGAAGGAAUGUUCGCAUUGUGCUGCACGCGAUUCACAGCUCGCUUAUUAUACGUAAUAUUUCAGCGUUAAUGUUGUAGUUUUCUUGAAAUAACAGUUAUUUUCCGAUUUUCUUGAACUAGGAUUGAAAAAUCUUUGUUAUAGAUUAGAAAAUAGACUUGAUGUAACUUUUGUUCUUGAAGAAGGUUGUUGAAAUUGGACAUGCCGAGUUCCUUGUUAAGCCUAAAUGAAGACGAGGUGCUAUAGCUUCAUCAUUGCUAAAUUUGUUUUCAAAUUAUAGUUAGGACAUAACAUUGUUUUUGUUUAAGGAGGGUAUUAAGAAUCGCAUUUGAUUGAUAUUCGAAUGCCACACGUGUUAUACUUGUAGCGUGGUACGCGCCAUAAUACAUUUUUCUGCAUAGGGCUCCAUAAUGAUGCUUUGUUUGGGCAAGAUAAUGUACGAUUGAUUCGUUUUGUUGCGUGGAAGUGAACCAUUUUAUACACAAAACAUCGUUCAAAGUUGUAUUUUCCCCAUUUGUAUUGAUGGUUGAGUCAGAGCUGAAUGUUUAAAAAGGAAACACUCCAUCAGUAUCAUAUGGAUCUGCCUGUUUAUUUAUACAAAAAUUAUGCAGCUUACUUUUGUGUAAACAUUGGUACUUGGAGCUGUUCUGAGAUUGCUACUAAAAAUCAUCAUUAGAAGUGAGACACCAUGCUUACCAAGAGAAUUUAAAUUUUCAGGCAAUGGAAAGAAAUGGAGAUGUUGCUACUGAAUUCAAUAGUUGUCAUUCAGAAAAUUUCUGCUUGAACACAAGUCUUUUCAAAACAGGGUGUGACAAAAUGUGCAAAGAUGAUAAUAGUGAAUCAUUGUUCUGUAAAAUGUCUGGCAAAAUGAGGAGUGAUAACAUAAUGGCAAGUGGGUUUGAAGAUGAGCAUGAAAUAUCCCUUUCUGCAUUGCAGAGUCAGUGCCUUGAAAAAUUAAGUAGAUCUGAAACUGAUUUUAUAAACAGUGAUGAGCAUAUACUAUCUGUAAUUCAUCAGAAGACUGAAGAUGCAAUGAAUAACUGUUUAAUACCUAUUUGGGAAGAAGAGAGUGCUAAAUUAUGUAAUAAUCCUCUCAGUCUAAAACCUCCUGAAAAUUUUCUUUUAUCAGAUGAUUCAUUAGUAAAUGGGGACAAAGCUAUGAAUGAUUCCGAAAAUUCAUUCAAAAUUAAUAGCAAUUGCAUUGGUUCAAAUGCUGUACAUAAUUCAGAUUCUAGCUUGGGAGCAACAUCUGAUAGUUUACAGCAAGCCUUUGUAGAAGAACUCAGCUCAUCAAGCAUUGAAGAAAUAUUAGUAUCUAGUCCAAUGUCUGGUAAUUUCAGUAAAAUAAGAAUGAACAAUGUUGCUUGCCAUGAUUCGAAAGGUCCUGACAUAAUCCAAGCACAAAAUUCUCCCAAUAACUUGAGUUCUCUUUCUUUUACUAUACCAAAGCUGGAGAUGGUGAAAGAAAUUGAAUCAAGCCCUAAGAGCGAGAUGCCAGAAUUAAUUCCUACUGGUUGUCUGGAUGAUGAAAAUGUUGAUGAUGAAUCAAUGCCAUCUAUGGAACAAAAGAACUGUGAAAAAGCUAAUGUCGCUGACUCUCCUGAAAUGCCAAAACUGGUCCCCUUUUCAACUGAUAUUGAAGACAUUAUGAAAAUCAAAAAAGAGCAUUUAAAUAAUGAACAUAAAAGUGACAGUUAUCAAUUACUUACAUCAGCCAAAAGAAAAUUAUUUUUACAGUAUGAAAUGAGCCCUGUUAUCAAUGUAAAAAAGAGUAAAUCCAACAUUGAAUUGAACGAAUGUGUCAGUAUGAAUAAUUCACCUGAAGCUUUUACUCUUGAAGAUUCAAUAUCCUACCCAUCUGAAGCCUUGGGUUCGGAAAAGGGAACAUAUUUUAAAAAAGAAGAUGAUAAAAAGUUUGAAAAUCCUGAUUUUCGAAAUUUCUUUUCAGAGAUGAAUAGGAAUUUAAAACUGCUGAGUGAGAGUUAUAAGAGGUCUGAAGAUAUUGAAACCAAAUGUUCCCCAAAGCCUUCUAUUGAACCUGAAAUAGACUUCAGAAAGUUAUCCUUGGAUAAUUAUUUGUUAAUAAAUAGUACAGACAAACGAACUUUUCUUGAAGCUGCUGACAUUGAAGAUGAAGAGAAUGAAAAUAAAUUUUCAUUCAAACAUUGUUUGCCUACUAAUGAUUCAGAUGAUAACGAUUCUUUAGCAAGCAAACCAGAGUGUCUAAAAUAUUCUUACAAUGAAGUUCCAGAAGUUGAAGAAAUCGAAGGUAUGCGAUUUUUCCAAUUUCGUUCAAAGCAUACCAUGGAUGAAUUUCUGAGGGAACCACCAAAAGUAGAAAUAAGCUUGGAAAUGAUUGUGCCUACCAAAACUACUGAUAUAACUCAAAUCAAAGGUUGGAGGAAUAAAUAUUUUGCACCAGAUUCUCAGCUACAACUUUCAUGUGCAAAAAGUGAAAGCAACAUUGAUGAAUGUAGUCAGAAUGCUGUAUCUCUUCCUCCAUUAAGUGAGCAAGUGGAUAUCAAAACUAUAGAUUUUUGUAUUCAAGAUAAUGAUGAAAAGGCUGAAUCCUCCCAAGAAAAUAAGAAUUUAUCUAAUUUAAAGUGCCUUGCAACUGGUUCUCAAUCACUUUCAGUAACCAGCACACCAAUGAAAUCAAACUCUGAUGAAAAAGGAAGUCUUUUGUGUUCAAAAAUCUUUAUCAGUACUCCAAUAAAAUCAGAUGUAGAGGGAAAAGAUAGUAUACCAAUUAAAUCAGAUGUAAAAGAAAGACAUAGUACACCAGUAAAACUAGAUGUUGAGAGAAAAGAUAGUACACCAAUAAAACCAAAUGUAGUGGGAAAAGAUAGUACACCAAAAAAACCAGAUGAAGAAGGAAAAGAUAGUACACCAGUAAAACCAAAUGUAGAGAGAAAAGAUAGCACACCAAUAAAACUAAAUGUAGAGAGAAAGGAUAGUACACCAAUAAAACCAAAUGUAGAGGGAAAAGAUAGUGAAACAAUAAAAUCAGAUAUAGAGGGAAAAGAUAGUACACCAAUAAAACCAGAUGUAAAGAAAAAAGAAAGUACACCAAUAAAACCAGAUGUAGAGAAAAAAGAAAGCACACCAAUAAAACCAGACGUAGAGAAAAAAGAAAGCACACCAAUAAAACCAGAUGUAGAGAAAAAAGAAAGUACGCCAAUAAAAUUAGAUGUAGAGGGAAAGGAUAAAAUCUGUCCUGUUGAAAUAUCAAAGUCUGAGGAAUCUGUAUCAAAUAAUCCAAUGUCUGCAUUUGUAAGCAAAAGAUUGGAUGAUUUCUUGUUGAAUUCAUCCACUUUAAAUAUAACCUUUCUUCAAAAAGCAAACCCAAAUAUUAAAUCCAUUCCUCCAGAUGCGCCCAUUCUUAGCAUUGGGAAAUUGAGAAAGAUGGACGAUGAUUCUAAUGUCCCGUAUAAAACAAAAUUUGUCUAUAAAGUAAGGGAUGAGCGAGAUAGGCCAACUCCUUCUGUUCCGACUACAACAAACUUGUCAGCACCUGUUAUAACUCUUAGUUCUACAGAUGAAAGCUCAAGUGAUGAUGACAUACCUGUUGCUGAUCUCUAUAGUAAGGGAAAUCAGAUAAAACCAAGACCAACUAGAUCUCAGCUAAAUAAAUGUGUGAAAAGAAGAGCAAGUGACAGUAGUAUGGAUCAGGCUUCUCAAAGAGUUGUAUUGAGGUUAACUAAACAAAAUAGGGGGACCAUUGAAGGCUAUAAAGUAUCUGAUAUUUCUGUUGAAAACAAGGAACCAGGCGAGUCAUCUUCAAAUUUAGAGAAUGAAGAAACACUUCCCGAUGCUUUUAAAAAAACAACUGAUGGGCCAUUAUCAAUUAUUAAGGAUGGUAUAUUCCUUAAAGAAUCUGAGCCUAAGCUUCUAGAAGAGUUUCUGAAUAAUCUGAACAUGUACGGCACAAGCAAAGACGUUGCCAUGUUGGUACAAUCAAAUCAAUCUUAUUUUGUGAAAGGGCCUGUUUUAACAGCAGAACAUUGCAGUGAAGCUCUUAAUGCUUUAGCGUCAAACAAAGAAUUCCUUGAUUUGAAAAAUAAGACUACUCCUAAGAAGAAACUUAAAACUUGGCAAAAAUAUUUACCUAAAAAGCUGAGUAAAACUCAACAACAGCAGAUAUCUCACAAAACAGCCCAUCAAAAAAGUCAAAGUGCAGUUUCUAAUUCUGAUUCUUCUGAAAGAAUAUUGAAUGCUAAAGAUAAAAUAAAGCCAACCAAGAAUGAAGAACUAAGCAGUAGCAGAGCAUCAUUGCAGUCACAAAAAUCAGGCUUAAUGAAAUCCAAAAAUUUAGUAAAAGUACUAAAUUCCAAAGAUACAAUCUCAAAAAUGGAUGACAAAACUAAAUUUCCAAAUCAAAAAACAUCGGGAAUGAAGAAAAGCAUGAAAUCAAAGCAUUUAAUACUGCAGAAAAAGAGAGAGAUACGACGUAGAUCAAAAUUGAACAUCGGUGCUCAACUAGCUUUGAUUGAGAGGGAAAAACGCUCAAUUAGAUUGCCUGCUCGAUAUUUAGACUCAGCCGUGUUGGCUGCUGGAACCGAGUGGGUUUCACCAAUCUUUAUUGGUGAUGAAAAAAAAACUAGGAAACAACUUCUAGAUGUGUUAGGUAAAAUAACUCCCAAUAAAGAAAGUGAUUCUCUUAUCGAAAAGAAUUCUGCCAAGGUAUCUAGGAAGAGAAGCGUAGAUUCAGAUAAACCACAAAAACGUGCUUCGAAAGAAUCGGUAGCAUCCAAAAAACAGAAAAAUGAUAAUACUAAACAAAAUACCAGAAUUCCUAAACAAACUGAAAAGCAAAAUGUUUCUGUUGAUUUAAAAGAUCUUGAUGAAAAGACAUUUUAAA
Argiope bruennichi is the source of this 4859-nucleotide messenger RNA. RefSeq lists its product as uncharacterized. NCBI's taxonomy places the organism in Eukaryota, Metazoa, Arthropoda, Arachnida, Araneae, Araneidae. The transcript is spliced from 3 exons. The record is from RefSeq and is a predicted model, not a curated record. Bases 719 to 4858 code for a protein of 1379 amino acids.